CUCUGUCACACUUUGACUACAGGCUGUUCCUCAAAGUCAUUCAAGCUGUACUCUCCAAAGGAGCCCCCGAACGGCACUGCCUUUCCACCCUUUCACCCAGGCAGCAUGCUGGACCGGGACGUGGGUCCCACCCCAAUGUACCCUCCCGCAUACCUGGAACCGGGCUUAGGGAGGCACACGCCUUAUGGCAACCAGACAGACUGCAGGAUGUUCGAGCUCAACAAGAGGCUCCAGAACUGGACAGAGGAAUGUGAUAACCUGUGGUGGGACGCCUUCACGACAGAGUUCUUUGAGGACGAUGCCAUGCUGACCAUCACCUUCUGCUUGGAGGAUGGCCUAAAACGAUACACCAUCGGCAGGACGCUGAUCCCGCGUUAUUUCCGCAGCAUUUUCGAAGGCGGUGCCACUGAGCUCUACUAUGUCCUGAAACACCCCAAGGAGUCAUUUCACAACAGUUUUGUGUCUCUGGACUGUGACCAGUGCACCAUGGUGACACAGAAUGGCAAGCCUAUGUUCACGCAGGUGUGUGUGGAGGGCCGCCUCUACCUGGAGUUCAUGUUUGACGACAUGAUGAGGAUCAAGACGUGGCACUUCAGCAUCCGCCAGCACAGAGAGAUAGUGCCCCGCAGUGUCCUGGCCAUGCACGCCCAGGACCCUCAGAUGCUGGACCAGCUGUCUAAAAACAUCACACGCUGCGGCUUGUCCAACUCCACGCUCAAUUACCUCCGGCUCUGUGUGAUCCUGGAGCCCAUGCAGGAGCUGAUGUCUCGACACAAGACGUACAGCCUGAGCCCCCGGGAUUGUUUGAAGACCUGCCUGUUCCAGAAGUGGCAGAGGAUGGUGGCCCCCCCAGCGGAGCCGGCCAGGCAGCCCCCCAGCAAGCGCAGGAAGCGUAAGAUGUCCGGGGGCAGCACUGUCAGUGGAGGAGGGGCAGCCAACAGCAACAGCGGCGGCAAGAAGAAGAGCCCAGGAGGGGGCUUUCCGCUGUCCAGCCAGGUACCUGACGUGAUGGUGGUGGGGGAGCCCACUCUGAUGGGGGGGGAGUUCGGGGACGAGGACGAGCGUCUGAUCACUCGGCUGGAGAACACGCAGUUUGACGCAGCCAACGGCAUCGACGACGAGGACAGUUUCAACAGCUCCCCCGCGCUGGGUGUCGGCAGCCCCUGGAACAGCAAGAACCCGUCCAGCCAGGAAAGCAAGAGUGACAAGCCCACGUCACAGGCGUCCCAGUAACUGGGAGCGCAGGGCCAUGUAGGGACAGCUCGGUAUAUUCUAUGACCUUCAGAAUCCUACUCGAGAAGUGGUGCUCAACUCCGCCUCCCCCCGCGUUCUGUCCAGUGGUCUCUCCCUAGUCGGUAUCGGGAAGUGUGAUGGGGACACGGGUGGCUUCCCCGCGAAAUGGUGUUCUUAGGUCUCUCCUCCAGUGGGUUUCGGCUGUUGAUUCUGGUCGUUAAUAUCUUCUGGCUGCGUGUGAUGAAUUCUUACUGCAGGUUCCUUCUGACUCUGGGCUCAUAGUAGUUUCGUAUAGAGCGCCCCCCCCCAGGCUGAUCUCAGACCUGUGAUUGGGCCUCUUUUAUGGAGCUGGCUCCCAUCGGGCUGAUCUCAGACCUGAGAUCGGGGCCUCUUGUAUGGAGCUGGCUCCCAUUAGGCUGAUCUCAGACCUGUGAUCGGGUCUCUCAUACGGAGCUGGCUCCCAUCAGCCUGAUCUCAGAGCUGUGGCAGGUUCUUGUUCCAACCCUGAGUGUUUGCUUCCUGUUGUCACCAUGGGGCUGAUGCCUGCCCUCCCCCCCACCUGUUUUCUUGUGCAUUUGAAAGAAUUGUGUGCAACUUUAGGGUACAGACGUUCAGUUUUUAAAAAUCCAAUUAUUUGUUUUGUAGGACCUGGUUGGAACAAAAACCUGUACAGGGGCGGAGCUUGAGGACCGGAGUUGAGCAGCACUGCCUUAAAUGUUAGAAAUUGGCGUGAGCAGUAGCGUGUUCAGGUGCCGGUUCGCUACCUGCCUCCACUCCAUUCCGGACGCGUUACACACGGCGUGCAGGGAAGUGGGUUCAUUCCUUAUGUCUUAUUGCUUUCUUAUUUUUGUAACUCUUUUUAAAAGAAUCCAACAAGCGGACAAAAAAAUACCCCUUAAUAUUCUUUGCACUGUUUUGCUGUAUCAUUAAUCUAUUUUCCUAUGAAUUUUUUUUUUUUCCAUUUUAGUCCCGAUUGUCAAAUCGUGGAACGUUAGCGACUUCUAACUGGAAAAUAAAACUAUAUAAAUAUGUAACUCUUAAUGCGAGGAUUUUGUAUCAUGAUUAUGUUGUUGUUCCUGUUAUUGUUGUUAUCAUUUUGCAGUAGCUGUCAUUACUCAGAUGUAAAUGUGCCCCCCCUCCCCCCUCCCACCUCCCACCUCCCAGUUGGGAUUUCCUGCUGCUUCAGUUCGGCUCCGGUUUGGACCGGCUGACGUUGCCAUAGCUACGGACAGCCUGGUGUCGGGGUGGGCUGUCUCUCUGGUCUGUGUAGCAGAAUGAUGGCCAGGCAUCGCUACCGUGUUGGUGGAAUUUUAGUGUGCUGCAGUAGCCGGUAAGCUCAUGGGAGUUUUACUUACGCAAAAAUGUUCUGAGGGCUGAAGGACACAUAAUUGGUUCAAAG
Molecule: messenger RNA, 2632 nt
Organism: Paramormyrops kingsleyae
Lineage: Eukaryota; Metazoa; Chordata; Actinopteri; Osteoglossiformes; Mormyridae
Source: RefSeq, a predicted model, not a curated record